CACGUCCACGCGAACGCGAAUACAACUUCCCCUCGAUGACUGCUUUUGGAUGAGCCUUUGCUACCAGUGAUUGCUAUAUUGCACCGCACUAUCCAGGCGCUGACACCUCAACUUGGACGACAUGGAUCUCGCGGCGGACGAGCCCAGGAGCUCGCAGGAGUCCAACCCCAUCGACAAGCUCGACGACCUCGCUGAGUUUGCGGGGAAUGGCGGAGACAACAAGUUCCAGACUGCUAUCGCCGCGUGGAGGAACAUCGAUUUGACCACCCUGAUUCCCACCCUCGAUACCGCUGCUUCCGACAUCGUAGCGCACCAGAGAGACACCCUUACACAGCGGAAAGACUUGGCACAGAAAACGAAGGACUUCCGAAAGCUCGAUGAUGCGAGCAAGCUCAGCGAUAUCAAGGGGUUGUUGAAGUCAUACCAAACUUUCAUUGAUCUAAUAUCCAACCAGUCUAAGGCUGUCCAGGCUGCCUUCUUCCAAGUCUAUUCACCACUCUCAGAAGCGCCCGAUCCAUAUCCCCUACUUGAAGCCUCAAUCGACUCCCUUGUCACUGCCGAAGAAACGGUACCCAAACUCACAGCGGAGAAUGAACAUUUACAAAGGACUGUUUCGAACCUUACGACACAGUUGGAAGAGACGGAGAGCAAAUUAGAACAAGAGCGUAGUGCUCGGCAAUCACUCGAAGAAUCGCGAGAUUCUAAGAUCAAGGAGGUGGGCUCAUCAUGGGAGGCAGUAUUGGCGGAGAAGCAGGAUAACUGGGAGGCCAAAGAAAAGAGUUUAGAGGAGAAGGUUGAGAACCAGGAUCGAUUGCUGAAGGAACUGAAAGCCAGCUAUGAAGUUUCACAGCGGCUAGGGCGAGGCGAGGAGGGUGAGAGCGAAGCUAGCCUUGGAGGCGCUACUGCUGCUGAGCUAGAGAUUGUUAGUUCUGAGCUCGAGAGGACAAGCAUUCGAUUGGCAGAGGUCGAGGCAAGGAACGAGCAGCUACGCUUGGAGCUCGCACAGUCCGCGUCGAGCACCCAAAGCUCUCAGCAGCAAGUUGUCAUUGAGGAUGAACCUGCCUUCCUGCGACUCCGGUCAGAGAACUCUUCCCUGCUUCGAAAGCUGGAAUCGGCAAAAUUCGAGAAGGACUCUGAGAAGAGGCGCCUGGAAACUGAGAGUCGCAGUCUUGAGCGUGAAAUCGCUUCGUUGAAAGGUGAGAGGGAGAACCUUCGGGAGAAGGUGCAGAAGUGGGCAGACUACGAAAAUGUCAAGCAGGAGCUAGAAGUUCUCAAGUCUAUCGAAUUUUCUACUGGAGACGAGGAUGACGGAAACAUCCCAUCCGAAGAAGCUACUCAUCACCAAAAUGGCACUUUAAGCAAAUCUAAGGGUGAGACAUUGGAGCAACUCUUGCUUGCUCGAAAUAAGAAGCUCAAUAACGAGCUCACCGUUCUUCGCGUGUCGCACCAAGACCUCCAAAGCCGUCUUGAAUCGCUGCAAGAAGAGCUUUCAAGCACCAACAUGGAGCUUGAGAAGUCGAGGCGUCUGACAGAGACGCUUGAAAACGACCUGGAGAAGGUGCAACAGGAGGCAUCCAAUGCGUUCCCCUCAUCAGCCAUGUCGGUAGCUGGGACUUAUGCAUCUCGGUACCCACAAUCCUCAUUUGGAGGCCGCCGGAAGCAGUCUUCGCCCACGUCGUCGAUUAUAUCGGGAUUCGACCCUCAACAGGCGUCUUUGAAUACGAUGGAGGCGAUUCGAAUGGGCGAGCCUGUGGGAGGUGGGUCCGGUAUUCUUCCCAUGGUCACGGCCCAACGGGACCGGUUCAAGAAACGGAACUCCGAAUUAGAGUCAGAGCUGUCGAAAGCAUACCAGAAUGUGUCCUCGCUCCGGUCAGAGAUUGCGUCUCUACAAAAAGACAACCUUGACUUAUACGAGAAGACUCGAUACGUCUCGACCUAUAAUAGGGGUCACCCUGCAGGGUCGUCAGCAUUGCAGUACUCGACGAAUCCCAAUCCCUCGACGAUUCAAGUUUCCUCGGAUACCUCAUCCGGGCUCACGAUGGACAGAUAUCGGUCGACGUACGAGCAGAACAUCUCGCCGUUCGCAGCAUUCCGGGGCAGAGAGUCGGCUCGGGCGCUCAAGCGAAUGAGCGUGUUUGAGAGGAUAGUCUUUCGAAUUACGCGGCUGGUUCUUGCGACACGAACCAGUAGGAACCUCUUUGCAGCGUAUUGUCUAGGGCUCCAUUUAUUGGUGUUUUUCAUGCUGUACUGGGCGGGCACAGCGGACAUCGAGAAGCACUCGGCGAACCUGGGCGAGGCGGCACUGGCAGCGGCGGCUGGAGGAGGGCCUGUGGAUGGCGGUGGUGAAGCCAAUCCUGGAGAUUGGCACCAGGAGGGGUUCCAGGAAGGUGGUUAGCGAUUUCAAGAGGGUUUCUGGGGCGUGUAUUGUGUCGCUGUAUUAUUAGCCGUCGUCAUCACAAGGACAUCCACAGGCCUGACAAACACGCGUGUGUCUAAUUGUUACUGGGGUGUUCUAGCAAGCUGCCGUCUUCUCUUCGCGCUGGCAGUGUCUUCGCUAAGAUUAAAUCAGGAAGGUUACGCAUGGCGGCGGCAAUAUCUCGACCAAUGUCUCGGCGCCAGCAGCAUUUUGCAGCCUCAAAGGUUCGACUACUCGCCCGGACAGCCCAGAUACAGGCCCGCCCUCAGUGGUUCUCGAGAUCCACCGGCAUUACGUGGAGCCCUUGGAAACCUUGGUGGCAAUACAGUAGGUUCUGGGCGGAAUGGUGCGUCUCCGGUCAGAUGUCGUUCACAUGGCCUCGUCUUGACACCAGAGCCACGAAACAAGCG
This is a messenger RNA of Mytilinidion resinicola, 2826 nucleotides long. Its product is annotated as golgi membrane protein. The transcript has 4 exons. NCBI's taxonomy places the organism in Eukaryota, Fungi, Ascomycota, Dothideomycetes, Mytilinidiales, Mytilinidiaceae. Gene Ontology annotation, cellular component: Golgi membrane. The record is from RefSeq and is a predicted model, not a curated record. The coding region runs from base 122 to 2395 and encodes 757 amino acids. Gene Ontology annotation, biological process: intra-Golgi vesicle-mediated transport.